AUGAGUAUCAGGAGAAGCCAUAAGGAUGACAAACAAUACGAAUGGUUUGUGAGUCAAGUGUGCGUGGAAAAAUCACUCAUAUUCAGAAGUAACACCCCUUAUCCUACUGCUACCAUUACUGUCCCUGGUGGACAUGAUCUGCUGUUCUGUGUGCAGCUGGAUGACUCAAAGCUGAACUAUUUCCAACCUUUACCGGGUGAGUUGAAAGAAAAUAGCAAUCAGUUUGUAGCUACAUUUUUACUAAAGCUGUCUGCUGGUGAUCCAAUUGUAAUCUACUUUGAUUCAUCAUCUGUACUGAGCACACUUAGACAGCCAGUAAAAAUGGGAGCCGGUGGACUUUGUGUUGAUGGAAAUCCUGCUGGCUUCCUGGACAGUAAAAGCACAAGCUGUACUCGGAUUUUUGCCAACUUGAGCAAGAGCUGCGUUACCGACCCUGCACUAGAUGCUGCCUCCUACUACCGUGACUUCACUGUGCUAAAGGUCCCAAUUAAUGACACCAUUGUGGAGUCCAUGAAGGUAAAGGUCACUGCAGUUGCACCACCUGGAGCUCCCCACAUGAAAGACAACAUAUGUAACAACGUUGUUUCUGAGGUGAUCUAUGAGAUAGAAUUCAGUGGCACACAUGGGAUCCAGAGCGUUUCUGUCCAGUUCAAAGUGAGCAACAUCUCUGGGGACUCAGGAUCCUCUCUGCAGCAGCACUUCACGUUGCACUUCUGGACCAGGACUCUUUCUCAUAUGUUGCCUAGAAGUGGAAACCCUGGCUAUGUCACUGGAGCACCACUGUUGAUAGCAAACAGUGGUGCCAUACAGCAUAUGAGCAUUUUACGGAGCGAAGGUGAUGGAAGUUGCUCACAGUUCUUCAGACACACUGUACAAUUUGGAAGAAAUAUCAGGACAGGCUGCAAGCUCAGCCUGUCCCCAAUACUGGAAGAAAGUAACUGUAGUUACAUUCAGCAGAAGUUAUACCAGGCUCUUCAGGGGAUGAACAGAGUAUGGGACCUUGCUGUAACUGGCAGUGCUCGUUCAACCCAGAUAGAAGAGUGGAUAACCAUUAUGAUUCAGAACUGCAGUGUGCAGGCUGUGAAUUGCACUUCCUGUUGUGUGGUUCCUGUGACCCUGGAGAUACAGAUACUGUGGGCUCAGGUGGGCCUCCUGUCCAACCCACAAGCUCAAAUACUGGGUGCACGGUACUCUUAUCAGUGUCACCCCAUGAAGUUCCUAAGCACAAGCACAGUACCUUUGACAACUGUUGUUACCUUCACUGAGAUGACGGAAUGGCCAGAACCUCCACGAGGCCAGCCCCAAAUGCACUGGAAACUCCCAUUUGACAUCUUUUUCCCAUUCAAGGUGCCACUGAAUUUGGAAAGAAGCUAUAGAGGUGAUCUGGCUGGCUAUUUUUUGUUGAUUCUAAUAAUGUGUAGUAUUCUCUGCUUUUGA
This is a messenger RNA of Opisthocomus hoazin, 1437 nucleotides long. NCBI's taxonomy places the organism in Eukaryota, Metazoa, Chordata, Aves, Opisthocomiformes, Opisthocomidae. The record is from RefSeq and is a predicted model, not a curated record.